Mytilus californianus (California mussel) is the source of this 618-nucleotide messenger RNA. Its product is annotated as cationic trypsin-3-like. Gene Ontology annotation, molecular function: serine-type endopeptidase activity. The record is from RefSeq and is a predicted model, not a curated record. The transcript has 5 exons. Gene Ontology annotation, biological process: proteolysis. NCBI's taxonomy places the organism in Eukaryota, Metazoa, Mollusca, Bivalvia, Mytilida, Mytilidae. The coding region runs from base 1 to 618 and encodes 205 amino acids.
AUGCCAAAAUAUGAGUAUCCACAGGAUGAAGCACGAAUGAUAAACAGACGAGUUCGGUGUGGCUUUGAGGAUCUUUCAGAUCCAAAUAAACAAAUAAGAACUAUUAAGAACUUCAAAAUAAAUCCCCGUUUUGAUAGGAACGUCAAGGACGACGAUGACGUUCAAUUUGACAAUAACAUAGCUGUAAUUAAACUUCAUACUCCUCUGAAAUUUGGACCUAGAUGUCAAAGUAUCUCUUAUACAACAAUCAAAGGUAGUGAUGGUCUUAACAACUGUCAAAUAUCAGGAUGGGGAUACAUUGAUGCCAAUGAAAAUGAAGCAGAAACUCUCCAGUUUGCAGAUACAUCAGUUUUAUCGAAUGCCGAAUGUAAUGAUCUAGCAGAUCCUACAGUGCCCAAGUCUCAAAUAUGUGCUUAUGACUUCGAGAAUAUAAAACAAGCCUGCAAUGGUGACGCUGGUGGACCUUUGACAUGUGAAAGAAAUGGGAGUCGUGUUCUCGUCGGAGUAUUUGCAUGGUUGUAUAAUGUUUGUAAUGCUGAAAAACCAUUUGUAUAUUCAGCUGUUGCUUAUUAUACUUCCUUUAUUGAAAAAUGGACUGGCAUAAAAGGAAUCCCGUAA